AUGGCUUCGUUGGCGGACAAGCUUUUGACGGUCACUUUGACAGCUGACCAGCUUGAAUCUGGGAAAGAAUGCUGCCGCAGCAUUCUUGAAGAGGUAAAGUAUCAGGAGGAUUUAGACUGGGUCGCUUGGCAAGCUGUGUGCCACAGCUUAGCGCUUGCCAGCCUUUCCUUGGACAACGAGAAGAAGCCUGAGGACUUUGCAGACGUGAGCAUUGACACCAUAGCUCCCCGCUUCCGAUAUGGCAAAUGGUCCAUAGAUAAUUUGGCCAACCAUCCGCGCUCAAACUUGCUAUGUGAGGAACUGAUGCUGCUCCGAUGGUGUCUCGCGAAGCUUCAGAACACCGAUGGAUUUGCUACAUCUGUGAUCUGGGAUGUUGAUGCUUUGGUGGCUGCCAUGUUGGCAGGAUACUUCCAGUCCCUGGCCCGGCAGUGGGUCCGGGUCUUCCUGGGCGCGGAGCGC
This is a messenger RNA of Durusdinium trenchii, 459 nucleotides long. The record is from the annotation of a GenBank genome assembly. Lineage: Eukaryota; Dinophyceae; Suessiales; Symbiodiniaceae.